Gossypium arboreum is the source of this 609-nucleotide messenger RNA. Its product is annotated as putative lipid-binding protein At4g00165. The transcript has a single exon. Bases 61 to 441 code for a protein of 126 amino acids. The record is from RefSeq and is a predicted model, not a curated record. Lineage: Eukaryota; Viridiplantae; Streptophyta; Magnoliopsida; Malvales; Malvaceae.
AUAUUUUUCCCUAUAAAAUUUCUCAUGUGUUUCCACUUGAUCCAUUUUCAGUGAAAAGCAAUGGCAUUUAAUUGUUGUAACGCAGCAGCUAUUUUCAUGUUGUUUUUUACUUGCGUUUCAUCUCAUAAUGUCGUUCCAUGCCCUCCGAAAACGACACCGUCGAUGCCUCCCUCAGUUGCGGCCAAAUGUCCCAAAGACACACUCAAGUUCGGUGUUUGUGGGAGCUGGUUGGGGUUGGUUCACGAGGUCAUCGGGACCCCGCCGAGUAAAGAGUGUUGUACAUUGAUUUCGGGUUUAGCCGAUCUCGAGGCCGCAUUGUGUUUGUGUACUGCAAUUAAGGCCAAUGCAGUUGGUGCUAUCAAGGUUAAAAUACCUAUUGCCAUUAGCUUGUUGAUAAAUGCUUGCGGGAAAAAGGUCCCUCAAGGCUUCGCAUGUCCAUAGAUGAUUUAUGUUCAUUUUACUGUUUAUAAAAAUCGUUUUAAAAUUCAUGACGGUUUAUCCUGAUAAUAUCAUCUUCAGAGUUUAAACCAUUAAUUCUCUUUAUUUAGUAGAUAAAUUGUUGUAUCAUCCCUCAUCUUGGCUUAUAUAAUGGAUUCUAUGCUUUUAUUA